UCGCCUCGUGCCCUCCGCCUCACCCCACCUCGCCUGAAUCGGCGCCACACCGUGUACGUUCGCCGCGUCCGCACCACCACGAGCGCGAGCGCGAGACCGAUGGCCGUCGCCCCGUCGCCGCAAGCCACGGCGGCCGCCGCCGCCCUCUCCAGGCACAGAUCCGGCGCGGUCCCACCAGUGCCGAGGAGCGCGCGGGUGGCCGCCGCGGCGAGGAGGCCGGCGGGCUCGACGCGGGCGCGGGGCGGGCUGGUGGCCCGGGCCGCCGUUGCAGCCAAGGGUGAGGUUGCGAGCUCCGAUACGGGCGGUCAUGAGGUUUUGAUGUUUGAGGCCCUUCGUGAAGCCAUGAUAGAGGAGAUGACUUUGGAUCCAACAGUGUGCAUGAUUGGUGAAGAUGUCGGUGACUAUGGAGGUUCAUACAAGGUAUCCAAAGGCCUGUCUGAGAUGUUUGGAGACCUUCGUGUCCUUGAUACCCCUAUCGCUGAGAAUUCUUUUACCGGUAUGGGAAUCGGAGCAGCGAUGAAGGGGCUCAGGCCAGUUGUUGAAGGCAUGAACAUGGGUUUCCUUCUCCUUGCCUACAACCAAAUCUCAAACAACUGCGGUAUGCUUCCUUAUACCUCGGGCGGCCAGUUCAAAAUCCCAAUCGUGAUCCGAGGCCCUGGCGGUGUUGGUCGUCAGCUUGGUGCGGAGCACUCGCAGCGUCUCGAGUCAUACUUCCAGUCUAUCCCGGGCAUUCAAAUGGUCGCUUGCUCUACCCCUUACAAUGCGAAGGGCCUUCUGAAGGCUGCCAUAAGGAGCGAUAACCCUGUGGUGCUGUUCGAGCAUGUCCUUCUGUACAACCUGAAGGAGAAGAUCCCCGACGAGGAAUACAUCUGCUGCCUGGAGGAGGCUGAGAUGGUGCGUCCAGGCUCGCAGCUGACCAUCCUGACAUACUCCCGCAUGAGGUACCACGUGAUGCAGGCCGUCAAGACCUUGGUGAACAAGGGGUACGACCCGGAGGUGAUCGACAUCAGGUCGCUGAAGCCGUUCGACCUGCACACCAUAGGGAACUCCAUCAAGAAGACCCACCGCGUGCUGAUCGUGGAGGAGUGCAUGCGGACGGGCGGCAUCGGCGCCAGCCUGAGGUCGGCCAUCAUCGACAACUUCUGGGACGAGCUGGACGCUCGCCCCGUGUGCCUGUCAUCGCAGGACGUGCCGACCCCGUAUGCCGCGACCCUGGAGGACGCGACCGUCGUGCAGCCGGCGCAGAUCGUGGCCGCGGUGGAGGAGAUCUGUCAAUCGUAACGCUGUCAUGAGUUACGUGUUUCGGCGUUUCGGAAGCAGCGUGCGUGUUCAGUUUGUUUUUGUCGUGUAAUCAGUGUUUUUCGUCAUCCCGUGGACGUUGCAUUAUACUGUACUGGGAAGACUGAACUGUGUACCCUUAGCUGUGAUGGUCCUGGGUUUUGAUCAUCUUUCUGCUUGGUCGGUGGAGGAUGUGUGCUGCUGUUAUUCAUUUACCACCACCCUCGUAAUCUUUGUUUCACUGAUUUCACUCUGGACAUCACAUAGAAGCUAGCAGUGUUGGUGCCA
Molecule: messenger RNA, 1566 nt
Organism: Triticum dicoccoides
Lineage: Eukaryota; Viridiplantae; Streptophyta; Magnoliopsida; Poales; Poaceae
Product: pyruvate dehydrogenase E1 component subunit beta-3, chloroplastic-like
Exons: 4
Coding region: 100-1281 (393 amino acids)
Source: RefSeq, a predicted model, not a curated record